Molecule: messenger RNA, 1902 nt
Organism: Cavenderia fasciculata
Lineage: Eukaryota; Evosea; Eumycetozoa; Acytosteliales; Cavenderiaceae
Exons: 3
Coding region: 1-1902 (633 amino acids)
Source: RefSeq, a predicted model, not a curated record
AUGAGUUAUCAUCACAAACAAGGGAACGUAGAUGAAAGUAUUGCAGCACACAAAGUAAGCACCGCCAACAACAACAACCACCUCUACAGCAAUAGUAGCAGCUGCAAUAACAACAACAAUAAUAAUAAUAAUAGUAAUGAUACCGCCGCGAGCGGUAGCGGCCACAACCAGUUUAUAAGAUCACCAACAACUAGUAGAUACAUAGCAGACUCUUUACCACCGACAUCUCCUCAACUACAAGGUGGUGGCGGUGGUGGCAGAGCAUCCUAUGGUAAUAGUGAUCACUACUAUUAUCCACCACCACCACAGCAAUGUCCGUCCCCAUCAUUAGGAUCUUCUUCCUUGUCUCAUAGUCAACAAUUACAGCUACAACAACAACAACAACAAUCCUAUGGCAUUUAUUCAUCUCCUCAGCUGAUUUCAUUUAAUCAAGCGCAUGGUAAUCAUAGUUUUAAAAAGAGAUCAAGAGAUUUUAUAGAUGGUGAAUUCACCUUUGAUUCAACAUCUAAUAAUAAUAAUAAUAAUAAUAACAAUAGCAAUAAUAAUAAUAUCUAUUGUAGUAGUAGUAAUAAUAAUCAAGUUCAUCUAAGUGUUACUAUACCUUCUUUAUCAACGACAACAUCUCAUGUAAAUAAUUCACCUAAUCCAUACAACAGUACUAAUAAUAAUAAUAAUAAUAAUAAUAAUAAUAAUAAUAAUAAUAAUAAUAACAGUCAUUACAGACAUACACCACCUUUAAAUAUUGUAAACAAUAACAACAACAUUGAUCAAAUUGAUCAUAAUGUUAAAUUAUUUAAACAUGAUGUAAGGACCAAUUCACCAAGAACUUCUCCAUCAUCAUCAUCUUCAACAUCUAUUCCCAAAUCACCUAUUUAUUUCAACAAGAAUAUAAUGAUUCCAAACUCUCCGACAUUAUCAUCACCCCCACCUACUCCUACUUCCCUAACGCCAUCAUUUGCUUCUCUAUUUACUUCUUCACAUAAUAAUCAAUGUUUAUAUUCACCUCCAUCCCAUCCACCUCCCAUAUCUUCAUUAUUAAAUGGCAAUAAUAAUAAUAUUAUUAAUAAUAAUAAUAAUAUUAAUAGUAAUAAUAAUAAUAAUAACUAUACAACAAACAAUAAUGUUCAUCAUCAUCAUCAUCAUCAUCAGAAUAGUAGUGGAAAUAACAAGUUCCAAUUUGAAUUAACAUUUCAACAAUUAAAAAUAUUUGAUGAAGAUGAACCAGAGUUGAUAGAAUUUUAUGAUGAUGAUGAUGAUCAAGACGACGGCCAACAAGAAUACAGUCAUAGAGGAGAAAGGACAUAUGACCAAUAUGACCAAGAAAAUAUUUCAAUGCCUCCUAUACAGUCGUCUUCUUUUAACCACACAACUACAAGACAAUCCUACCAACUUUCACCUACCGAGUCAAUACUCAACAUCCGAUCGAAUAAUCCAAUGGCAUAUUUAUUUAACAAACGCAGUGAUCUAGAAGAGGAUGAUGACUAUGACGAUGAUGAUGAUGAUUACGAGGAUGAAUUAUCAAGGAAUUAUUAUGGUGGAGCCAGUCGUUAUCAAAACCAAAGAGGAGGAGUUCAAGACUAUGAUACGAGUGAAGAAGAGGAUGAUGGUAAUGAAAUUAGAUUUACACAACAUUUCAAACCACCUCCACGACAAAUCACCUCGUCAUUGGAUAGUAGUAAUCGUAAUUUGCAAUCAACUAAAUGCAAACAAUUCAAUAACAGUAGUAGUAGGAAUCAAGAUGAUAUGGAAAGUGAAGAUGAAGAUGAAUUAAUCAUGGUUAAUAGAUCAUCAACCUCUUUUUUUGCUCCUUCUUCAAUCAACUUUUCAUCAUCUGCAUUCUCUUGGAAGCCAACUCAACCACCACAACAACAACAACAACAACAACAAGAAAUGGAAGAAUAA